GUAAUAUUCACGAUGCUUCUAUUUUUCCUUGCCUAGGGCUGGCCGGCAAUCGCCAACGUCAAGGCGUACAUCUAAGCGACAGUUUCAUCAUUUGAUAUCUGCUUUACUGUUUGUUUAUGGCUGUUUUCUCUUUCUUCUGCCCGUUCUUUGCAGCAUUGCUUUGUUCUUGUCCUAUUAAUAUAUACUCAGGUACGCGGGACGCCUUGGUCUGCCGUUGUUAAUAACGCCCACGGGUAGUGGCAGUUACGCCAGGGCGGCAGGAAAAUUUGACAUGCUCCAAAUAUACACCAAACCCAAGGUGAAUUCGCCUGCCAAAAACCCACCAGCCGGCAGGGCAUAGUUGCGAGCUCAUCGGCAUGGACCCCGAAUUUCACCCAUUCAGUAGUUUUCCAUGAGUGCUUGGUUUUUCUUUUCUUUUUCCCCCCCUGCGGUAUUCCCGUGGUGACAGCGGAGUGGCCGUAUACCCACACCAUCCUUGUAUCCGUCUGUUCGCUUCAUGGGUUUCCACUGAGAACGGGAUUAAUGUAGUUCUAGACGGAACACUUCCUCGACUCCCUUGCAAUCUUCAAAAUUGGCGUGUUCGUUGUACCUUUGCCAUCGCUGACUUCUCUGCUUUACCUUAGCAAGGCACAUGAAAAUAUGUGGGCAAGGUACCUGAGUGGCAAGCAGGCACGGUACAUACAUACCCAAGAUAUCCAAGUCCAGUCCUUCAUGGCCACACCCCUGUUCCCACCAUAUACAGUAAAUAGACAUACUUCUCGACACACACACAGGUACAGUACAUGUUGUUCCUCUGCGCGUCCCGCCUUUCCUCGAGAGCGUAUUCAUGUACUCUACACGUCUCCAGGCCACUUUGGGGAUUCCUUUCCUCAUUAGUCUUGGGUUCCUGGCAUGACCGACCCCAUGUGUUGUCGAACGCGGGGCCGUUGAAGCUAGCAAGCAGUUAUAGCAGACUCAGAUAUUACAGGGGAUCGUGCUUCUGCUUCUCCACAUUCUCCAUAACUCGACCCAAAACACCCCUGUCAUAUCGGAUAUUGUUCCCUUCCAUCCUUUCCAGAUGCCCUCCCUAGCCCCGACAGCCCAGUCAAGCAAUAUCGCAUCUUGAAGUUAUAAACCCUCAACCUCCUUCCACAGUUUCCCUUGAGUCUGGGUUGAUCCCGUCAUCGCCACCCCUCCAACAAAUUAUAUUGCAACACAGACUUACUUGUAUAACUCUGUUGAAUACUUGAUCGACUGCAUGCAGUCCCUCCAGAUCUCACAUUGUUGUAUAUAACACGAACUAUCAACAACCAUACUUCAUACCUCUCAUCCUGAUUCAGUCUCUACUCAAGAGUUCUUUUUGACAUCCUGUCACUUCGCCCCAGAUCCUUUCAUAUAUUGGAUUUGUUGCUUCCCUUGAAAGCCUUUUUUCUUCUCUUCCGGUCAGCAUGGCGCCGGCAACAUCUCCAGCCCCUACCCAGGGCAUGUUCCACACCUUUCAAGGUGUCACACCUCGAAAGCAAACUUCCGAGGCUCCUGGGAGCCCAAAAGCUGCCAACCCCGUCAGCAAUUCCAAGCGCAUCACCACACCUCACGCCUGUGCCGAGUGCAAAAGACGCAAGAUCCGAUGUGAUGGACAGCAGCCUUGCGGCCAAUGCUUAUCAAGCCGUGCCCCUAAGAGGUGUUUUUACGACAAGCACAGGCAGCGGGUUAUCCCAUCAAGGAAGACGCUAGAAGCACUUUCCCAGUCAUUAGAGGAAUGUCGGUCCAUCCUCAAGAGGCUAUACCCGAGCCACGAUGUCCAGUCUCUGUUGCCUAUGUCCCGUCGUGAUCUCCUUGAUCUGCUCGAUCGUCCAAUACUCGACACAACUGCUGCAGCUCUUCCAUCACCGCCCUUGAACACCUCGCCGCUCAGUGACGAAAUUCAGCCCCCUCUCUUCAUCAAGCCAGACCAGGUUCUUUCGAGUCUCGAGCAGAUGCCAUCCAGGGACGCGGAAUGGGACGAAGAGCGCAGGGAGAGAGACGCCAUUCCGGCAGAGGCCGAUGAUGUUAACGCAUUGUCCCUCACCAUGGAUCGACAGGCUUCGUAUCUUGGAGCUUCAUCUAUCAAGGCGGCCCUGAUGGUUAUGCUCAAAGUUCAGCCUGGCCUGAGGAGCACUCUCUCGGCCCCGCUUAACACUGGCGAGAUGCCACACAACUACCCGUCUACCAAGUCGAGGGCUGGCACCCACAAGGACCCCCAGCGGAUCCCAUGGUCCUGGAAGGGCCAGACACUGAUAGAUGCCUUUUUCAAGCGGAUUCAUGUCUUCAUCCCCAUGCUGGACGAGACAACAUUCCGUGCCGACUAUCUUGAGGGCCAGCGCUUCGACGCCCCUUGGCUAGCUCUGCUCAACAUGGUGUUCGCCAUGGGCAGCAUUGUUGCCAUGAAGUCUGAUGAUUACAAUCACGUCACCUACUACAACCGCGCAAUGGAGCACCUUCCAAUGGAUGCCUUUGGAAGCAGCCACAUUGAGACCGUACAAGCCCUUGCCAUUAUUGGUGGCUACUACCUGCACUACACUAACCGCCCCAACAUGGCCAACGCAGUGCUCGGCGCUGGCAUCAGGAUGGCGAGUGCUCUUGGGCUCCACCGAGAGUCUCUGACACAGAGUGCAGGCGAUGUGCUUGUGGCUGAGACUCGGAGACGCACCUGGUGGGCGUUGUUCUGUUUGGACACAUGGGCAACUACAACCAUUGGUCGACCAUCUUUUGGUCGCUGGGGGCCUGCUAUCAACAUUCGGGUGCCCGAAUUUGGCAUCAACGCUGCGCGCGACUCAACACACCAUGCAGGCAUCCUGCCAAUGAUUGAGAACAUCAAGUUCUGCAAGAUCUCGACUCAAAUUCAAGACAUGCUUGCCGUCUCUCCACUCCUCAGGACGGAUGACCGCUGCCACUUGGAUGCUGCCCUGGUCGACUGGUACGCCAACAUGCCGUGGCUCCUUCGGACGACGGACCCCUGUGCAGAGCCGCUUUAUAUUGCACGAUGUGUCAUGAAGUGGCGAUACCAGAACCUUCGGAUGCUUUUGCACCGAUCAGUGCUCUUGAGUCUUGCCUCUAGCGGCUCGACUCACGCAGCGGAGCACGACAUUGCAGCUAUUGAAACCUGCAGGGACCUGGCACAGCAAACAAUUGAAGACAUUGCUAGAGAAUGGACCCGCAACCAAAUGUCUGGGUGGAACGCAGUCUGGUUUCUGUACCAGGCGGCCAUGAUCCCAUUGGUAUCAGUGUUUUGGCAGUGGAACAGCGCGCGAGUGCCCGAGUGGCACAAGCAGAUUGAGACCGUCCUAGAACUCCUCGAUGCAAUGGAAGACUGGUCUCUUGCAGCGAGGCGCAGUCGCGAGGUCGUAUUUCGCAUGUACGAAGCAUCACGCAAUCUGCAGAGGCAGCAGCAGCACCACCGUUCACAGAGCCCGGCCGACUCUACUACCUCAUCACAUCACAUGGGCAUGACGGGCGGGCGCACCUCCCCAAGAUUGAUUAUCGGCCCCUCGGCAGAUACUGCCGUUGAGAUGCCACACAUGUCGCCGAUCGGCAUAGUCGACCCCGAAAGCAUUAUGGGAAUGAUGGGGGUCUCGGAUCAGCAGAGCCUUUGGGAUCUGGACGGUAUGCUCUGGGGACAGCACGACGAAUUUGACGCCGGCGCUUAUGGAUUCCACGAUAACAUGAUGAUGAGCAUGGAUUACAACAUGAUGGGAAACGACAUCCCAGCCACGACGGCCGCAGCCUUGGACCACGGCUAUCCCUACGUCCAUUAGUGCAUGGCUCGAGCUAGUGCGCUAUUUUUUACGUGCUACCAACAAAAAUUUCAUCUGAUUUCACGGAAAAAGGACGUCGUUCAGUCUUUCCCCGCAGAAGCGGCACACAUGGGAAGGGGAAAUUUGGAGUGUGGGGUUCUGAGCAUGACAGCGCAUAGCUGUCCAGGGUGUGCAGCCACCGGUACUUGCUGGGAGCACCACAUAUGCACACGCCCCUUGGGGGAAGACUCAAAACCUGCAGCUGGACUGACGGGAAAACUGUUCCUGGGCGGCGGUCGGGUGGGGGCGUCCGGUUCUUUUUUUUGGAUCUUUUCUGCUUGGGAGGCUUUUAUUCAUUUCGUUCUCAUUCUUUCCUUUCAUAUGCUUCCCCCCUCAUUGUACAGAUGACAUUUUCCGGGGUGCACUAUUCGACGAACGCGGGGUGCAG
Pyricularia oryzae 70-15 is the source of this 4200-nucleotide messenger RNA. RefSeq lists its product as uncharacterized. Bases 1428 to 3773 code for a protein of 781 amino acids. The record is from RefSeq and is a predicted model, not a curated record. NCBI's taxonomy places the organism in Eukaryota, Fungi, Ascomycota, Sordariomycetes, Magnaporthales, Pyriculariaceae. Gene Ontology annotation, cellular component: nucleus. Gene Ontology annotation, biological process: DNA-templated transcription; positive regulation of transcription from RNA polymerase II promoter by galactose. The transcript is spliced from 3 exons. Gene Ontology annotation, molecular function: RNA polymerase II cis-regulatory region sequence-specific DNA binding; zinc ion binding; DNA-binding transcription factor activity, RNA polymerase II-specific.